GAUCAGUAUUUUGGAGUAUCUUGAGGAAACAAGACCUGAGCCACCAUUAUUGCCACACAAUGAUCCUGUGAUGAGAGCUACGGUACAAAUAAACUUAUUCUUCCUCCUGUGACAAACAAUUCAUUGUGCCAAUUUCUACUUGCAGCAGGCUGCCCAUUGAGAUAAUUCUCAUUCAUCUAACUACAUCCCAAACUAAUUUUUAGAUUCGUCAAAUUGUGUUUGCGAUUGCAUCAGAUAUCCAGCCAGUUCAGGUCAGGAUGAGUAUUGAAAUAUAACAAUUAUACUGAAUCACAGAAUCAGUCUCUUAUAUAACUAGCCUACACUUGUAAAAAUCUCACAAUUUGUCAACAAGAUGUGUUUGCAACAGGCUUGUAGCAAGCUUGUCAACAAGUUGUAACAAUUAAUGCUAUUAUUUUAUCAAGUUGCUACAAGGUUGUCACUCACAACUUGUUGACAAAUUGUCGAAUUGCAGGAAUGAUAACAAGUUGUUGGAACAACUUGUAACAAGUCUGUUGAGCUCAACAACCUUGUAGCAAGUUGUCAACAAGCUGGGAACAAGCAUUGUGAACAUAUCAGAUCUUUCCAUUUUAAAAAAUCCUAGAAUCUUAGUGUUUUAAAGAAAGUUGGAGAUGAAAAAAAAGCCGAGUGGGGACAUUACUGGAUUGACAAACGUUUUGGAGGUAGUGAAAUAUCUAAACCUGCUUUUCAUCUUGAAAGAACUUUUUAAAUAUUUUAAUUUACAUUAAUUUGUCUCCUUUAGGUGUUGAAGAAAUGUUGAAGAAGACGUCAGGAAAAUACUGUGUUGGCGACGAGGUGAAAUAUUGACAUCAUAUCUGUGUGAUUUCAUCCAAAUGAAUGUCUUGUAUAGUUUUACUCCAAAUACUCUUCAUUUCUAGGUAACAAUGGCAGAUCUCUGCUUAGUUCCUCAGGUUUUCAAUGCAAACAGGUAAAUUUAAUUCCCUGGCUAACAUUUUUCAUUUCCACUUUCUCUUAUCUCUACCCGCUCAGAUUCCUAUCCUCCAUUAUUUUCUCUUGUCAUACUUAUACUUUGUUAUACUUGGAUAUUUUGUUACACAGGCCAUACCUCGUCAUCCAUAUACAGUUUACUCCCAUCCUCUGCAACUUCAUAAUGUCUCUGACCAGCUCUCCUUCAUCUCUUCUUAUUACAUGUCCAUACCAUCUCAAUCUUGCUUCCCUCACCUUCUCUGCAAUGUCUACCACCCCACAUCUUUUGAUCUCUUCAUUCCAUAAUGUCUCUGACCAGCUCUCCUUCAUAUCUUCUUAUUACAUGUCCAUACCAUCUCAGCCUUGCUUCCCUCACCUUCUCUGCAAUAUCUACCACCCCACAUCUUCUUCUGAUCUCUUCAUUCUAUAAUGUCUCUGACCAGCUCUCCUUCAUCUCUUCUUACUACGUGCCCAUACCAUCUCAACCUUGCUUCCCUCACCUUCUCUGCAAUGUCUACCUCCUCAUAUCUUCUGAUCUCUUCAUUCCAUAAUGUCUCUGACCAGCUCUCCUUCAUCUCUUCUUAUUACAUGUCCAUACCAUCUCAGCCUUGCUUCCCUCAUUUUCUCAGCAAUGUCUACCAGCUCACAUCCUUCUGAUCUCUUCAUUUAUAAUAUUUUGAUGCUACCCUCUGCAAUUAUUUUUCCCUAAACUUCAUUCCAGAUUCAAAGUGGACAUGACGAAAUUCCCACAUAUUUCUGAAAUAAACGACCGUCUAAUGGAACUUGACACGUUUAAAGUCGCUCAUCCAUUCCGCCAACCCGACUGCCCUGAUGAUCUCAGAAUUGACUAAAGGCAAAGCUAAGUAGCUGGGAAAGAGAAACUAAUAUUUGAAAAAUACAUUUAAUGUGUUUUAUACUCGUGUAUAAGGCUAGAAAGCAUACAAGUAGCUGUGAAUUAGUCCUAGGGGUGGAUCUAGCCUCAUCUGCAAUGAGGGGUGCAGGUUUUCCAUGGGGUGGUGCAUGAGGGAGCCUUACUGACCACUCUCCUCUGGAGUCUGCAACGCUACUAUCCCAACAUUACCAUUAUUUGACAUGGCCGAAUCUGCAUGUUCGCCGUUUUGUUACGUUUUACAUUUUUUGUUUACAAAGUUUAUAUCGGCUUUUUAUCACGUUUGCGUGACUGGACAGUUGCUGUAGCGCAGUACAGUAAAUUU
This is a messenger RNA of Paramuricea clavata, 2159 nucleotides long. The record is from the annotation of a GenBank genome assembly. Lineage: Eukaryota; Metazoa; Cnidaria; Anthozoa; Malacalcyonacea; Plexauridae.